This is a messenger RNA of Anguilla anguilla (European eel), 1483 nucleotides long. It is a transcript of the gene hapln1b, whose product is annotated as hyaluronan and proteoglycan link protein 1b. The coding region runs from base 360 to 1430 and encodes 356 amino acids. Gene Ontology annotation, molecular function: hyaluronic acid binding. The record is from RefSeq and is a predicted model, not a curated record. The transcript is spliced from 5 exons. NCBI's taxonomy places the organism in Eukaryota, Metazoa, Chordata, Actinopteri, Anguilliformes, Anguillidae. Gene Ontology annotation, biological process: cell adhesion.
UGUUCUGCUGACUGCAGAAGCGCUACCUGGCACAGAGCGUGGGUGCGUCAGCAUUCUGGGUAGAAAUGAAUGAAAAAUCAAUGGGCAUGACUGCAGAGCGAGCCCACACAACUGUAACCUAGUUUGCGCACGGCUCUCCGCACGCCCCGAGCAGGUGCAUGUGCUCUUUAAGAUGGUAAGUUUCCCCAGUCGCCUGCCCGCACAGCCUGCUGUCAGAGGAGAGAGAGGGAGGAAUGCCGUAGUGGGAUAUGCAGCACCAGAUGUGGGAUUCUGAAAGUUUUCUUCAGGUUUCGCAAAUUCGUCUUUGUGAGGACGAGCAAGUUAUUUGAAGAAGCCCCCCCCCUCUUGGUGCUGCAAAGAUGAGCUCCCUACUUCUCUCCAGCUUUCUCCUCGGCUUCAUCUCCCUGUGCCUGGCCGACAGCUUUGAGCACGCCUACAGCGACCUGGAGCACUACAGGACCAUCUACAUCUCAGAAAAUGGCCCCCGCCUCUCAGUGAUGACAGAGCAGGCCAAAGUGGUGUCUCGCCGUGGAGGUAAUGCCACCCUGCCCUGCAAGUUCAUCCGUGAGGACACGGCACCCCCCAACCCCAAACUGAGAAUCAAGUGGACCAAGUUGACCUCUGACUACCUGAAGGAGGAUGACGUGUUUGUGGCCAUGGGCUUCCACAAGAAAAGCUAUGGCAGGUUCCACGGAAGGGUCUUCCUCCAAGGGUCCGGUGAGAAUGAUGCGUCCCUGGUUAUCACCGAGCUCACACUGGAAGACUACGGCAAGUACAAGUGCGAGAUCAUCGAUGGGCUGGAGGAUGGCACUGGGGUAGUGGCCCUGGAUCUACAAGGGAUUGUGUUCCCCUAUUUCCCACGGCUGGGACGCUACAACCUGAACUUCCACGACGCGGAGAAGGCUUGCCAGGACCAGGACGCGGUCAUAGCCUCCUUCGACCAGCUAUACGACGCCUGGAGAGGGGGGCUGGACUGGUGCAAUGCAGGCUGGCUGAGUGACGGGUCCGUGCAGUACCCCAUAACCACACCCCGGGAGCCCUGUGGGGGCAAGGACACCGUGCCCGGUGUCAGGAACUACGGUAUACGCGACAAGGAGAAGAACCGCUAUGACGUGUUCUGCUUUACGUCCAACUACAGAGGACGAUUCUAUUACUUGAUACACCCAACCAAGCUGACAUAUGAUGAGGCCGUGCAAGCGUGUCGGAAGGACGGCGCUCAGAUCGCCAAGGUGGGACAGAUGUUUGCGGCCUGGAAGCUGCUAGGCUACGACCGCUGCGACUCAGGCUGGCUGGCCGAUGGCAGCGUGCGCUACCCCAUCACCCGCCCAAGGAGGCGCUGCAGCCCCACGGAGGCGGCCGUACGGUUCGGAGGCUUCCCCGACAAGAAGCACAAGCUCUAUGGUGCCUACUGCUUCAAGGCCUACAAAUAAUGCAACACCUGAGCAAAACAAAACAAAACAAAGCAAAACAAAAAAAAAAAAAA